This is a messenger RNA of Ictidomys tridecemlineatus (thirteen-lined ground squirrel), 4351 nucleotides long. It is a transcript of the gene Aff2, whose product is annotated as ALF transcription elongation factor 2. Gene Ontology annotation, molecular function: G-quadruplex RNA binding. Gene Ontology annotation, biological process: regulation of RNA splicing. Gene Ontology annotation, cellular component: nuclear speck; nucleus. The record is from RefSeq and is a predicted model, not a curated record. NCBI's taxonomy places the organism in Eukaryota, Metazoa, Chordata, Mammalia, Rodentia, Sciuridae.
CUGACCCGCAGCGAGCAGGGACGGACGCCCGCCCGUCGCCGCCACCCGGCCGCUAUGGAUCUAUUCGACUUUUUCAGGGACUGGGACUUGGAGCAGCAGUGUCACUAUGAACAGGACCGUAGUGCACUUAAAAAAAGGGAAUGGGAGCGGAGGAAUCAAGAAGUUCAGCAAGAAGACGAUCUCUUUUCUUCAGGCUUUGAUCUUUUUGGGGAGCCCUACAAGGUAGCUGAAUAUACAAACAAAGGUGAUGCCCUUGCCAACCGAGUCCAGAACACGCUGGGAAACUAUGAUGAAAUGAAGGAUUUGCUUACUAACCAUUCUAAUCAGAAUCAUCUAGUGGGAAUCCCAAAGAAUUCUGUGCCCCAGACUCCCAUCAACAAAAAUGAACCAAGCUUUUUUCCAGAACAAAAGAACCGAAUGAUUCCAUCUCACCAGGAUAAUACCCACCUCACGGCACCAAUGCCUCCACCUUCCGUUGUGAUAUUGAAUUCUACUCUAAUACACAGCAACAGAAAACCGAAGACUGACUGGCCACGAGAUAGUCAUAAUCCUACCACAGUACCAGCAAGCCAGGCCAGUAGUCAGCCAAACAAGAUGCAGACUUCCACACAGGAUCAGCCUCAAGCAAGACUUGAAGACUUCUUUGUCUACCCAGCAGAACAGCCCCAAAUUGGUGCAGUUGAAGAGUCAAACCCAUCUGCAAAGGAAGACAGUAACCCCAAGUCUGGGGGAGAAGAUGCUUUCAAAGAAAUCUUUCAAUCUAAUUCUCCAGAAGAUUCUGAAUUUACAGUGCAAGCACCUGGGUCUCCCCUAGUGGCCUCCUCUUUAUUAGCCCCUAGCAGUGGCCUUUCAGUUCAAAACUUCCCACCAGGGCUUUACUGCAAAACAAAUAUGGGACAGCAAAAGCCAACUGCAUAUGUAAGACCCAUGGAUGGCCAGGAUCAGGCACCAGACAUCUCUCCAACACUGAAACCUUCCAUUGAAUUUGAGAACAGCUUUGGGAAUCUGUCAUUUGGAUCACUCUUGGAUGGAAAACCCAGCACAGCCAGUUCAAAGACUAAACUGCCAAAGUUCACGAUCCUUCAAACAAAUGAAGUAAGCCUUCCCAGUGAUCCAAGCUGUGUUGAGGAAAUCUUACGGGAGAUGACCCAUUCCUGGCCUACUCCUCUCACUGCCAUGCAUACUCCUGGAAACUCUGAGCAGAACACAUUUUCCAUCCCAGGACAGGAAUCUCAACAUUUGACCCCAGGAUUUACAUUACAAAAGUGGAGUGACCCAACCAGCAGAGCUUCUACAAAGUCAGUAUCAUUCACAUCGAUGCUUGAGGAUGACCUGAAGCUGAGCAGUGAUGAAGAUGACCUUGAGCCUGUGAAGACCUUGACUACUCAGUGCACAGCCACUGAACUCUACCAGGCUGUUGAAAAGGCAAAACCUAAGAAUAAUCCUGUAAACCCACCCUUGGCCACACCACAGCCCCCACCUGCAGUGCAAGCCAGUGGGGGAUCUGGCAGCUCUAGCGAGUCAGAAAGCAGCUCUGAAUCUGACUCAGACACUGAAAGCAGCACGACUGACAGUGAAGCCAACGAGGCACCUCGUGUGGCCACUCCAGAGCCUGAGCCGCCCUCAACCAACAAGUGGCAGCUUGACAAAUGGCUUAACAAAGUGACAUCUCAGAACAAGUCAUUUAUUUGUGGCCAAAAUGAAACACCCAUGGAGACCAUCUCUCUGCCUCCUCCAAUCAUCCAACCAAUGGAAGUUCAGAUCAAAGUAAAAUCCAACCCCAGCCAGGUUCUGGCUGAACCCAAAGAAAGGCCUCUCCUGAGUCUCAUUAGGGAGAAAGCCCGACCACGGCCCACCCCCAAAACUCCAGAAACAAAGGCUUUAAAGCAUAAGUUGUCAACAACUGUGGAGACAGCUUCUCAAAGGACAAUUGGAAAGAAACAGCCCAAAAAAGUCGAGAAAAACACCAGCAUUGAGGAGUUUACCUGGCCUAAACCAAAUAUUACCAGCAGCACUCCCAAAGAAAAAGAAAGCUUGGAGCUUCCUGAGCCACCAAGAAGCCGCAACAAAGCCACGGCCCACAAACCAGUUCCUAGGAAAGAACCAAGGCCUCACAUACCUUUGGCUGCUGAGAAAAAGAAGUACAGAGGCCCUGGAAAGAUCGUGCCAAAGUCUCGGGAAUUCAUUGAAACAGAUUCGUCCACAUCUGACUCCAACACAGAUCAGGAAGAGACCCUGCAGAUCAAAGUCCUGCCUCCUUGCAUUGUUCCUGGAUCUAAUACUACCAAGUCCAGGGAAACUGCUGGGGCCGGCCUGACCCUCAGCACCUUAAUCAGCAACAGUACCAGCAGCAACAACUUAUCUGUCAGUAAUGAGGAGCCAGCUUUCUCCCCCAUUCCUGUCAUGCAAACAGAGCUUCUGUCCCCUCUGCGAGAUCAGGAGAAUCUGAAAAACCUCUGGGUGAAGAUCAACCUUGACUUGCUUUCUAGAGUGCCUGGCCACAAUACACUAACAGCAGUACCUGCCAAGUCAGACCACAAGGAAACUGCCUCAAAACCCAAGCGCCAGAGUGCUACUGCAGCUGCAGAAAAACCAGCCCCUAAGGGCAAACGUAAGCACAAGCCAGCAGAAGUUGCAGAGAAAAUCCCUGAGAAGAAGCAACGCCUGGAGGAAGCCACCACUAUCUGCUUGCUUCCCCCUUGCAUCUCACCAGCCCCACCCCACAAGCCUCCCAACACUAGAGAAAAUAAUUCAUCCAGGAGAGCAAAUAGAAGAAAAGAAGAAAAACUCUUUCCUCCUCCACUUUCCCCACUGCCAGAGGACCCUCCACGUCGCAGAAACGUCAGUGGCAAUAAUGGUCUCUUCAGUCAAGACAAAAACAUCUCCAUGAGUGGACAAAUCACCUCUACCAAACCUAAGAGAAGCGAAGGCAAAUUCUGUGCUACUUUCAAAGGGAUAUCUGUAAAUGAGGGAGACACUCCAAAAAAGGCCGCCUCUGCCACCGUUACUGUCACCAACACUGCUAUUGCCACUGCCACUGUCACUGCUACUGCCAUUGUCACUGCCACUGUCACAGCUACUGCCACCACCACUGCCACGGCUACCACCACAACCACCACCACUACUAUUUCCACCAUCACCUCUACUAUCACUACUGGCCUCAUGGAUAGCAGUCACCUGGAGAUGACGUCAUGGGCGGCCCUGCCCCUCCUGUCCAGCAGCAGCACUAAUGUCCGGAGACCCAAGCUCACUUUUGAUGACUCGGUUCACAAUGCGGAUUAUUACAUGCAAGAGGCUAAGAAGCUGAAGCACAAAGCUGAUGCACUGUUUGAGAAAUUUGGAAAAGCCGUGAAUUAUGCUGAUGCUGCCCUCUCCUUCACUGAAUGUGGCAAUGCCAUGGAACGCGACCCUCUGGAAGCAAAGUCCCCGUACACCAUGUACUCUGAGACUGUGGAGCUCCUCAGGUAUGCAAUGAGGCUGAAGAACUUUGCAAGCCCCUUGGCUUCAGAUGGUGACAAAAAGCUAGCAGUAUUAUGCUACCGAUGUUUAUCACUUCUCUAUUUGAGGAUGUUUAAACUGAAGAAGGACCAUGCUAUGAAGUACUCCAGAUCACUGAUGGAAUAUUUUAAGCAAAAUGCUUCAAAAGUCACUCAGAUACCAUCUCCAUGGGUAGGCAAUGGAAAGAAUACUCCAUCCCCUGUGUCUCUGAACAACGUCUCUCCCAUCAAUGCAAUGGGGAACUGUAACAACGGCCCUGUCACCAUCCCGCAGCGCAUUCACCACAUGGCUGCCAGCCAUGUCAACAUUACUAGUAAUGUGUUACGGGGCUACGAACACUGGGACAUGGCUGACAAACUGACAAGAGAGAACAAAGAAUUCUUCGGUGAUCUGGACACGUUGAUGGGGCCUCUGACCCAGCACAGCAGCAUGACCAAUCUCGUCCGCUACGUUCGCCAGGGACUGUGUUGGCUGCGCAUCGAUGCCCAUUUGUUGUAGUGGGUUCUCUCCUCUCUGUAGCGUCACCACCCAUCACUCUACCUCUACCAGCACACCGAUGGUCACUGGUGGAACUCCACUCAUUUGGGAAAAGUUCUCUUUGGUUAUGUUUGUUUUUAUGCUUCUUUUGAUACCUGUGAAAAAACUGAAUUCAUUGUAAGUGGACACUACAACUUGAGGGCAGUAUAUGUUUUAUUCUUUUUCAGUAUUCGAAACACAUUUCUCAGAUCCCACCAUCUUUUUGUGCUUUAUGGAAUGAUAAUACCUACAAUAUUGUUUUAAGUCCACAUUACCCAAAGCAAAAAAAAAAAAAUGGGAAGCAUGUGUGAUGAUGACAGGUUCCUGAGAAAUGAAA